ACUCAGGAAAGCUGACGUCUCUUUCAUCUGUCCUUACGAAAAAGGAUUCAACGCUUACUUCUGUGUCGAAUAAGUCGUGCAUUUCGAACUCAGUUCACCGUACCAAGAUGGUAGGUCGGGAUGUAUGGAUCGUUCUUCUUAUCGCCCUACUUCCAUGUUCUGGCUGGGAGUAUUGCUCGGACACGAAACACCCAGCCCCCUGUACCCGAUGUCGUAAUGACGGCACCGACGUGUACAAGUGCCCCAGACAGUGUGGCGGACUCAGAAACAUCAACCAGUGUGAUCAGGUCUGCAGUAACCAAUGCAAAGACUCGGAAUGUGAGUACGAAGAUGGUCAAGUAUCACUCCGCUGUGUGAAAGGCUGCGACAGCUUCUACACCGGCCCUGCCUGCCAACAAUAUUGUCAGGAAAGAUGCGCCACAUGUGAUCAGAGCGGUCGGUGCACCAAGUGUACUGAAGGACGAUACGGUGGCGACUGUGAGAAGACGUGCAAUAACUGUAGGGACGGGACUUGUGGCCAAGAGGAUGGGAAGUGCAACUCGGGCUGCAAGCCUGGAUACCAUGGACCCAAGUGUGACAAACGUUGCGAUACAUGUAAACAAUGUGACCAAGAUGUGGACGGUUGUAUUUCGUGUGACCAAAACAAUGGGCGGUGUUUGCUUGGGUGUACAUAUGGGUUUUAUGGCCAUAAGUGUACACUGAAGUGCCCGGGCAAGUGUAUUCGGUGUAACAGAGAAAAUGGGAGUUGUGUACAGUGUGAGACCGGAUGGCAAGGUGUUGACUGUAGUACACAACUACUUCCUCCAUCAGAGAAGCCAAAACAACAACACGGAGAUGAGCCGACUGAAGAGGUGACCACAAAAUCUGGACUCCUGAGCAUGUUUCAAGAUGAAGAUUACCUGCUGCCAGUGAUUGGGUGUGGUCUGGUUCUCUUGGCUAUUGUUGCUGUGGUGAUCAUUUGGAGGUGUAAGAAAAGAUCGAAGACAAAGGCACCUGGUAACGAAGAGGAGGGAAAUUGUGAAAGUGCAUCCCAACACCCUAGCGUACGGAGACUAAUCAAUUCAAGUGGAUCUGGUCCCCAUUAUGAUGAGAUAAACACUGACGACGUGGACGGUUUGAAAAAACAUCUCCUGGGAGAUCGCGAAUUACCUCGCAUCCCUACUCCUGCAAAUAAACCUCUUGCCUGUCUGAGAAACAGGUCUGGGAAUCUCAGCGUCCCAUAUAUGACCCCCAUAGUGGAGGCAGUGGAGGAGGAGGAGGAGGAGGAGGAGGAGGAGGAGGAGGCAGAAGAAGAUGAAUCUGAAACCAUCCCAAAAGUUUUAUUCACUCUAGAACCUCCUUCAGAUGAGGAAACGGCAAGGGAUUGUGCUUCCCUCCCUUCAAAUGACCCUGGGUCUUCCGUGGAUGGUCCCGAAUUUGCGAAUACAAAUGGAAGUCUUGUCUUUGAGAAUGAAACGAGACAUGGAGCAGCAGGAGCGCCUGAGAAGGAUGUUGAUCAUCUUAAUGUUCCUGGCAGAGGUAUUUACAUCUUUCACAAUGGUUCCAAUGUCGAGAAUGGGAGUUAUGGCGACUACGCUGAUAGCGGCCACAGUGGUUUUUCCACUCCCAAGGUGCCUGAUAUGUAUCUUGAAAACCCUCAUGACGAUAACAACCAGUUUGCUUCGAAUAUUGCAGACCAUCUCGAUACGUAUCUCUCCCAAAGACAGAACGUAGAGACGGAUCCAGAGCUUGUGCCUGCUGUACAGAAAGGGACUUCUGAGACAGGUGCGUCGGAGUCGGAUGUUCUCAUUGGUACGAACACAGAGGAACAAAAUAUGAAGAACAACAAUGAGAAAAGGGGAUUCAAAUCUAAGCUUCCUCUUCCAAAAUGGAAGGCUAAAUUCAAUCAGACUUCUUUUGUGCCAAAAUGUGAUAUGCGUGUAAACACUUCAGAGAAAUCAUCUAUGCUAAAUCGCAGGGAUACAGUUGAUUGUUAGAGAUGUACAGUAUGUUGAACGUCAGAACUAAGAAAACCAUUUGAGAAUGAUCUCAUGUGUGAAACGGAAGCACAGAUCUAUUGAGGUCAAGAACAUCAGGAACACCUGUUUCAGUGCGUCACGUGAUCCCUGCCAUGGCGGAUAUGCGAUCUGUAUUUGUGUAGCAUAUAUACUUGUUAUGAAAGGAUGUCAUAUACUUACCUACAAUAUCGGUCAGUGCCUAGACAGAUGAUAUGCCCUGAACGACCUUUCUUUUGAUAAUUGGAGGUGGGGCAGGAGUUCUUCUAAAACAGUAUAUUGUCCCAGAAAAUGCUGAUAAAAGAAGUG
Messenger RNA from Haliotis rufescens (red abalone), 2303 nucleotides. RefSeq lists its product as uncharacterized. Lineage: Eukaryota; Metazoa; Mollusca; Gastropoda; Lepetellida; Haliotidae. The coding region runs from base 108 to 1976 and encodes 622 amino acids. The transcript is spliced from 5 exons. The record is from RefSeq and is a predicted model, not a curated record.